CAAAGCAAAGCCAGCUCCUCGCUUCACUCCGGUCAGUCAAGCUCAGGCAUGUGCAAGGUCAUCAACACGGUCCCGGCGCUCGCCUGGCUGCGCCGCGCCGUGCGCCGGUGGCGCUCCCGAGGGGCGGCAUCGGCCCGGCCCAACAAGGAUGUGCUGGAGCUUGACGCCACGGUGCCGGCGGGGCACGUCGCCGUGCGCCUGGAGGGCCGCGGGGACGGAGAGCCGUCGUCGAGGCGGUUCGUGGUGCGGCUGGAGAAGCUGAGCCACCCGGCGUUCCGGGAGCUGCUGCGCCAGGCGGAGGAGGAGUACGGCUUCCCGUCGGCCUCCGGGCCCGUCGUGCUCCCCUGCGACGAGGACCACCUCCGCGAUGUACUCCGCCGCGUCUCGUUGUCCGAGGAGCGCCCCUCCUUCCGUCGCCGCCGGGGUGUCGUGGCGGCGCCGCACGGUGAUUGUGAUUCGUGGCCGCUGCUGCAGGGGGCGGCCGUGGAGAAGCUCGUCUCGUGAUGAAUCGUAUCCUUCGGCCGUUCGUUGGUGCACCCAGCCUCUGUACAUUGCACACACAGGCGGGAUGGCCGUGUCCGUUUGGUCCUUUUCGUGCGCGCGCCCAUGCCGCAGCCGCCGUGCCAUCCAUGGCGACGAGUGCGCGCGCUGAAACCGGGCAAGAAUUUCCACACUUGUGACAAGACAGUUGAGCUGGCAGAUCGACCCGAUAAUAAAUUAGCACUAUCACUCUAUUAGUCCAGCUGGCAUUACAAAAUGUACAUAGCUUAUCGUCCUAGAAAUGUAAUUGUAUAUUUUUGUGCUAUUUGCAAAUCUGUUGGCUGUGCCUGUA
Molecule: messenger RNA, 832 nt
Organism: Hordeum vulgare subsp. vulgare (domesticated barley)
Lineage: Eukaryota; Viridiplantae; Streptophyta; Magnoliopsida; Poales; Poaceae
Product: auxin-responsive protein SAUR50-like
Exons: 1
Coding region: 49-504 (151 amino acids)
Biological process (GO): response to auxin
Source: RefSeq, a predicted model, not a curated record